This is a messenger RNA of Mugil cephalus (flathead mullet), 8788 nucleotides long. Its product is annotated as activin receptor type-2A-like. The transcript has 11 exons. Gene Ontology annotation, biological process: activin receptor signaling pathway; cellular response to growth factor stimulus; protein phosphorylation. The record is from RefSeq and is a predicted model, not a curated record. Gene Ontology annotation, molecular function: ATP binding; activin receptor activity; activin binding. NCBI's taxonomy places the organism in Eukaryota, Metazoa, Chordata, Actinopteri, Mugiliformes, Mugilidae. Gene Ontology annotation, cellular component: plasma membrane; activin receptor complex. Bases 969 to 2534 code for a protein of 521 amino acids.
UAGCCAGCGGACGCCAUCUUGAAAUCGUCCCGACCAGAGGAGACGGAUUUAGGAGGAAAAAGCAGCUCGUCCUGAACUCAUUAACUACACGGAUUACCGCCUGCUAUCUCACGGUAGUAUUUCCACUCGUUCUUUUAACUCGUCUCAACAUCGGGGACGGUUGUUCGCCCACUUUGGAGGGGAAUAUAACACCGAGCCACCGAGGCACCGAACCACCGGGCCGAGGAGGAGAGGGGAGGCGGGGGGAGGAGCCUCCUGGAGCGGACGCAGCUUGUGUUUUGUGGCCGGUGCAGCCGAAGCUAAAUGUGGAGCUAAUUCCUCUAUCCCACGGAAUAUACCCUAACAAAAUAAACUUUACAAGGAAGGAAGAAGAUUUUUUUUAUUACUAUUAUCAUUCUGCAGCUAUGCGACGGAGCUCAGAAGUUUGAUUUUUGGAGAGAGAGCGCUUGAUUUCCAGUCCGAUGGAUGUUAGCCCAACCCGGCUGUGGCUCGGCUCCGUGCGCCGCUCUUUAGUGGUGGAAAUAUAAACAAUAAAUAAAUAAGUAAAGAAGAAUAAACGAGGUUUAAAACGUCCGAACAGGCUCCAGGUGGUGAACAUUCACAACAAUGCUCCAGACCUGGCCCCUUUGCCUACAAGUCGUCCUCCAUUGCUUGGCUUUAAACCUGGAAAUACCACCUACUCCCAUCCUCUCUUCAUCCUCAUCCUCUUCCUCAAUCCUCCUUCUUCUUUUCAUGGACUAGUCACACUCACGUCACCUGGAGUAUUUUUGGAUUAUAAGAUUUUUUUUUUUUUUGUUGUUUUUUGUUUUGUGGAAACAUGCAUUUCCUGCAGAGACAGUGCUGUUUGCAGCAGCAGGACUCGUAAUCACAUUUUGAUCCUUUUAUUUUUGUUGUUGUUCUUAUUUUUAAACUGCUCUUUUGAAUUCCUUUUUUUUUUUCCUGGUGAGAGGAUCAGAUUCGGAUGGAAAAUGGGAGACGCCACCAAACUGGCCUUCGCCGUUUUCCUCAUCUCCUGCUCUUCAGGUGCCAUCUUGGGACGCUCGGAGACGCAGGAGUGCGCCUACUACAACUCGAGCUGGGAGAAGGAGCGGACGAAUCGCAGCGGCAUCGAGCCGUGCUACGGCGAGAAAGACAAGCGGCGGCACUGCUUCGCCACGUGGAAAAACGUCUCGGGGAGCGUGGAGAUCGUCAAGCAAGGCUGCUGGCUGGACGACAUGAACUGCUACGACAGUAACGAGUGCGUGGAGAAGAAGGAGAGUCCCGACGUUUUCUUCUGCUGCUGCGAAGGGAACAUGUGCAACGAGAGGUUCCUGUACGCCCCUGAAUCGUCCUCUCAGAGCGAAACGCACCAUUCGACCGCCUACACCACCUCCAACCCGUUUCCCCAGAAGCCCCAGCUCUUCAGCACCCUGCUCUACUCCCUGGUUCCCAUCAUAUGCCUGGCCGUCGUCGUCCUCUUCUCGUUCUGGAUGUGGAGGCAUCACAAGCUGGCCUACCCCCCUGCCCUCGUCCCCACACAUGAUCCCGGACCCUCGCCCCCGUCCCCGGUUCUAGGACAAAUCCCCCUGCAGCUGAUCGAGGUGAAAGCCAGGGGGCGCUUCGGCUGCGUGUGGAAAGCUCAGCUGCUGAACGACUACGUGGCCGUGAAGAUCUUCCCCAUUCAGGACAAGCUGUCCUGGCAGAACGAGUACGAGAUCUACAGCGUGUGCGGCAUGAAGCACGACAGCAUCCUGCACUUCAUCGGCGUCGAGAAGAGGAACAACAACCUGGACCUGGAGCUGUGGCUCAUCACGGCCUACCACGACAAGGGCUCCCUGACCGACUACCUGAAGGCCAACGUGGUGUCGUGGAACGAGCUGUGUCACAUCGCUCAGACGGCGGCUCGAGGCCUGGCCUACCUGCACGAAGACAUCCCGGGACACAAGGACGGCCACAAGCCCUCCAUCGCUCACAGGGACAUAAAGAGUAAGAAUGUGUUGUUGAAGACCAACCUGACGGCCUGUAUCGCAGACUUUGGCCUCGCUCUGAAGUUUGAGGCUGGGAAGUCUGCAGGAGACACUCAUGGCCAGGUGGGAACCCGGCGCUACAUGGCGCCCGAGGUGCUGGAGGGAGCCAUCAACUUCCAGAGGGACUCGUUCCUGCGCAUCGACAUGUACGCGUUCGGCCUGGUGCUGUGGGAGCUGGCGGCGCGAUGCACGGCCGCAGACGGCCCCGUGGACGAGUACAUGCUGCCCUUUGAGGAGGAGGUGGGACAGCACCCGUCUCUGGAGGACAUGCAGGAGGUGGUGGUUCACAAGAAGCUGAGGCCCUGUCUCAGAGACUGCUGGCAGAAACACACCGGCCUGGCGAUGCUGUGUGAGACCAUAGAGGACUGCUGGGACCAUGAGGCUGAGGCUCGUCUCUCCGCCGGCUGCGUCGAGGAGCGAAUCGGGCAGAUGCAGCGCCAGGCGCCCGCCAUCGGCCCCGAGGAGAUCGUCACCGUCGUCACCAUGGUGACAAACGUGGACCUCCCCCCCAAGGAGUCCAGCUUAUGAUCGGCCAAUCGACUCGCAGGAAGGAAGAAAAAAAAAAAAAAAAAAAAAAAUGGCCGACCCUGGUUGGUUGGCGCCGUUGUCGUCGUCUAAUUUUUUUUGUCUUUUCUCUCUUUCAUUUUGAGUUUUUUGGUUUAGUUUUGUUCCUUUAAGUGCGGGCCGCUACUUCAGGAAACACCCUGCGCCCCCCCCCAGCCUCACCCAGCCUCACCCAGCCCCACCUCACCCCCCCCAACCUCACCCCCCCCUCACCGCAUCACUCGAUGAAAUCCACCUCAUUUUGAUAUUAUGUGUGCCUGAGGAAUUUUUUAAACAACAUUUUAAAAACGGGUCCCGAUCCCGCGCAGAUGACGAUGAUUCAGGACGACGACGACGACACUCAACACUUUUAUCAUGUAUUGGUUUUAUACACACACACACACACACACACACACACACAUAUAUAUAUAUUUAAAUAUAUGUGUGUAUUUAAAUAUAUAUAUACACUAUAUAUAUAUAUAUAUAUAUAUAUAUAAAUGUGUAGGCGGGCGACCUGAGAACAAGAGGAGACGGGAAAAAUUACACAAAACUUUCAUUUUAGUGUAAAAAAACAAAAACAAAAAAAAGGACAAUGAACACAUUUGCUGUUUUUUCUUUUUUUUUUUUUUCUUGUGUGCAUUUUAUUAUUUUUAUUCUUAUUUUUUUUUUGAAGACUAUCGUUCUGCCAAUAAGCAACGGCUUCUGAAUGUUUAUAGUGUAAUGCUGCUGUACAUAGUGUAUUAUGGACCCAGACAACUUGGUAAUCAAGCUUAUUUUAAAGGGGGGAGGGGGUGGGAGACGUGGGGGAGGGAGGGGGGGGGGGGGGGUCCAUUUUCAAGCAUUACGACGAGAAAAAAAAAAAAAAAACAACGGAAAAACUAAAAAAAAAAGAAAGAAACCAUAAACCUCCUUCAACCAGGUAUACCUCAGUUCAGAUGGACACAGUUUAAUUAAAUUAGUCCCUGUUCCCUGUUUACGGUCGUAGUUCACACUUCUCUCCCCGACUCCUCGUCCCGAUCGCGGGCGAAGACGUCGGAUAUAAAAAAAAAAAACGCCUCGACGCACACGACGUGGCCAUCGCCCGGUUUCCCCCUCCCCUCUCUCCGUCUGAUUUAUUUUUAUUUUUCUUGUUUUUAUUCUUCUCUCUUCGCUGAUAAAAGCGGGAUUUUAAAAAAAAAAAGAAAAGAAACAACCUUCCCCCCCCAAAUAAUGAUAAUAAUAAUUAUAAUGAUGAUGAUGAUGAAGAAGAAGUUGUCGUUUAUUAUAUUUUAUUUUAUUUUUUUUCUGGUUUGCCGUGUCAACUUGUCGACAGGGGGGUAAAUAUCUUUAAUUUGUUUUUGGUCAUGAGAUCUGGAUAUUAUGAAUUUAUAUAUCUCUCUCUUGUGAAAUCAGUUAUGUGUUGUCUUGAUUCUAUUUAGAAACUUUGUUUUUAGGACAAUUUCCAGGUGUUACCCCCUAACUUUGGAUUAUUUUUUUUUCUUUUUUAUUAUUAUUAUUUUUGAGCCAGCUUGCGUUUGAUUUGAUUGCACACACAUCUGGAUUACUAUCAAAGAGUUUCUGCUCUAUCUCUGUCUCUUUUGAUACACCUCAGGAAUAUUUGCCACAUCCUCCACUACAUCCUCAUCCUCACUUGAACCCGGAGCGCCACCUCCCGUCUCCACCGUCUCUUUCUGUCUUUUCUCUUCACUUUAAGUUAACACUAAUCCCGGUGGUAAAUUCAAACCUGGUUGUUCUUGUUAGCUGCCAUCUCUGGACAUCUAGUCUCCGAAAAAUGAUUGAAGGGCGUCUGGACUUGUCGGGUUCCUGGUUCUAAAAGACCGGUGGUGUCCAGGAAGAGAUUAACCUGGGUCUAAAGAGGGGUGGUUGCUGGAUGUAACCCCAGUUCUACGAGUGUAUACCCUUUAGCUUAAACCUCCCAGACUCCACUCAUGUGAGUUUCAAGUUGGCGCCGCCCACAAAUGUCUUCUAAUAGAAGCUGAAACUUCCCACCAGUCAUUUAAAGAGUGAUAGUUACUGGAUGUAACCCCAGUUCUGUGAACCUGUGCAGGUUCAGACUCCACUCAUGUGGGUUUCAAGUCGGCGCCGCCCACAAAUGUCUUCUAAAGAGUGGUAGUUACUGGAUGUAACCCAAGUUUUAUGAGUGUAUACCCUUUAGCUAAACCUGUGCAGGUUCAGACUCCGCUCAGGUGAGUUUCAAAUUGGCACCGCCCACAAAUGUCUUCUAAUAGAAGCUGAAACUUCCCACGGAUCAUUUAUAGAGUGAUAGUUACUGGAUGUAACCCAAGUUCUAUGAGUAUAUACCCUUUAGCUAAACCUGUGCAGGUUCAGACUCCAGUCAAGUUGGCAUCACCGACAAAAUUUUCUUCUCAUAGAAGCUUAAACUUCCCACUAGUCAUUUAGCCACUUCUACAACUCCAGUUUAGAAAGAAAUCACUGAAACAAGCUCAACCAGACUUAUCGGGUUUGGUUUCUGGUUCUGAAAGACCAGUUGGGUUUUAAUUGUAACGUCUGCUGGUGGCGUCCAUCAGAAGCUAACGUGACUAGUGUCUAUUUGGACGUUGGACGACGUUUGGUGCAGAUUAACCUGGGCGUAAAGAGUGGUGGUUACCAGAUGUAACCCCAGUUCUAAGAGUAUAUACCCUUUAUCUAAACCUAUAGACUGGAGUCAAGUUAACACCACCAGUCAUUUAGACCUGGAGGAGCCACAUCUACAAGUCCAGUGUGCCAAGAAAUCAUUGAAACAAGGUCAACUGGACUUAUCGGGUUUCUUCAAAAAAAAAAAAAACAUUGUGGCACUAGAUCUACAGAAGCUACUUGGAUGAAAAGUCUUCACUAAACCCUACAAGUCCAAGUUCCUUUGUUUUUAUUUAUUUUUUAAAUUGUUUUCUGGAUAUAUACGCUGAGCUGGACGGGAAUGGGAACCUUCAGCCAUCAGCGGUUUAAGCAAUCUACUUUUCUUUUUCUUUUUUUUUUAGCGUGUCCGUUUUGAGGCUUUCUUUGUGGUGGAACUUUUACCAACUCGCUUAGCUCUAGGUUUAACUAUUUUCCCACAAUGCACAGGGGUUAAAAGACUUUUUUAUUAUUUUUUUUUUUUAACCCGCCAACACUAACCAACCAACAAUCUCCCUCUUUCAUCCUGGUGCCAUUUCGACGCAUCCAUGAUAGUUAACUCUUGUAGAUGUCAGGCAAAACGGAUGUAUCUGCCCACGUUGUUAAAGACAACAACGGCGGCAGUGUUUUCUUUUUUUUUUUUGGUUUUAUUUUUAGUCUUUUAUUUCCUUCUGAGGGACGUUAAACACUGGUGCCGGCAGACCUGCAGUCUCUCCUCAAGCUUUGGGACGGUUUCACCGGACGCAGUUUGAACCGAAAAGGAACUUUUCAGGAGAAUACGCAAUUGUACACAAAACUCCCCCCGAAACUGAAGUUAUUUUUGACCAAAUUGAACGCCAACGAAAAGGAAACAGGAACUAGCAGAGUGGAGAAGGUACCAUGUCCGUAUUAGCUUGAGAUUUGGUUAUUAUUUUUAGCGCACAAUAUCGCAACAACGCAGCAAACCUGAAGGAAGUUUAAGCCAUCGUCUUGUUCUUUGCUUACUUGUAGCACGAGUACAAUAUGUGCAUUGAUAUCGCUUCCUUACGCCGCCGCCGCCGUUCAGUCAGGGAACGAUCAAGUUAUCGCAAAACCCCAGCAAACCCUUCAAUAAGUACUACCUCACUCGCAGGGAUUUCUUUUGGGGGCUAGAGUAGGAGUGUGGCAAAUAAACCAAAACCAGAACCAGGUUCCUGCAGCAGUAAAGUCCCACGUUCUUGAAAAUUAAAGCUUAACAGAAGUUUCCUGGUCAUAAAUACUAAAUACUGACCGACACAGACGUAAAGAACCAGUAUUACCCCCUUUUUUUUGUCCCAAAUGUUUGUGUCCUCAGAUUUACUCAUCAGUAUUUCAGCCGCCAACUGGAUUUACUUUUUAUUUGAGCCUCCAAUCGUUGGUUGGUCACCUGCCAAAGUGGCCGACAAACCAAUCCGCCACAGCUACGACGACUUGGUAGCAUUUGGUUUUAUCGGUCACGUCUAAUCAUCCAGUGUUGGGAGUUUAAACUGCGCUCGGGAAACCGACCCCAAACCGACAAAUACCAUUCAGGGAUUCAGUACUAUGCUUUUCUAAGUUCUAGCGAGUUAUAUGCAACCAGUGCCGCAAACUACCCUACACCUCUGUAGGACCAGCUGCAGGAGUGACUUUCAAUACACAAACAAACAAACACAAAUAACUUGUAGCAUUUUAAUUUUUCUUUUCUUUUCUUUUUUUUUUUUGUUUUUUUUUUUGUUUUUCUGGAAAAUCCGUGACCUUGCAUAUUGAUAUGUUGUAUUUAUUUUUUAAUUUACUGGCCUGAGGUUUUUUCGGGGAUCAGAGCUCAGGUGCAACUCAGAAUAACGUUGUAAGAGUUGGCACGGUUUAUGGUUGUCGGGGAGGGGAGGGGAGGGGAGGGUGGGCGUUCAGUUGUAAUUCAGGAAAAUAGUUUUAAUUGAAAAAAAAAAGAAAAGAAAAGAUAUAAACUGUAACAUGCUUUUUUUUUCUAUUCAGUCUGUGGACAAAAAACGACCGAGAAUGAAUGUUUCUUCAGAGACCUGGGUUCCAGUGUUGUGUUGACGGAUUGAGCCCGGCCCCGUGUACCUUUAGAGGGCUUUGCGUUAUGGCUGGUUUCGUGUGAUUGUGCCGUGUCCUGUAGAAACUGGUAAAAAAAAAAUAUAUAUAUAUAUAUAAAUUGAAAAAACAACCAACAACAAACAAGCGCAUUUGGAAACCAAUUCGUACAGGAGCUAGCGCGGCGUUGGGACGACGCCAACGGAGUCCGAUUGUACCGAAAAAAAACGCAACCUAGCUCCGUUCUUCUUCAUCGAAGCUCAAACAAAACACUAAAUUGGAGGCGGCCAUUUUUUGUCAAUCUUUAAGCAUCCCCGAGACGUACGAAUGGGUUUCCUCAAUGCGUUGACUUUACGGUUUUCUACCACUGGACUUCCUCCGGCCCAGCACCUCACAUUGCUGUGCAUAUAAACUAACAGUGAAACAUUUGUGUCUUGUUGCCCCGCCCCCCUCCCCCCUCUUACCACCACUAUUUUAAACCGUCUAGGAUCUGUACAGACAUGAGAACAUAAAUACCUGUAUCAACUAUAUACUCUGAAUCUUUAUAAGUGCGUGUUGAACUUCAGUGUUUCCUCGACAUUCAUCUAUACUUUAUAUUUUAUUUUAUUUUUUUUUUUUUCUAAAUCCCUUUCACUUUGCGUAAAGAAUAUCUUUUAAAGUUGAGCUUGUGUUUAAGCUGAAAGCUAGAGGCUCAUUGUAAAAGCACUUAAGGGUUCAUCAGCAGAAGGAGAAGAAGAAUCACACCAGGGCGUUCCUCAGGGCGCCUAUUUGGAUCCCCUAACUUUUUUUUUUUUUUUUUUUUUUUUGUCAAAAACAAAAAAAAACAAAACCUUGAGGCUCUUUAAGAGCAGUUGCAAUACUUCUUUUAUGUGAUAAUGCAAUCAUCCACUACAGGUAUUUCAUUCCAGCAUCUCAAUCACCAUCUUUUACCCCCCCCUCCCCUCGCCCACCCCCCACUACGAAUUUUAGAGGAAACAUUGAACUCCAGUGACCUCGCCGCUCAGACUUUUAUCUUUUAAGAUACGUCUUGGUUGCCAGGUCUGACAAUUUCUACGAGAACACUACUUCUUUUUUUUGUUGUUUUUUUGUUUUGACCCUACAUUUCUGGAUGCUCUCGAGUUGCAGCGCUAAUCCAGGAUCUGACAACGAACUCUGUACUGGUGACGGGGGGGAGGGAGGGAGGGAGGGAGGGAGGGAGGGAGGGGGGGAGAAACUAAUCCAUGUGGGAAACGAAAAAAAAAGAAAAUGUUUCUUUACUCCUGAUAUAUGUGACUACUAUUAUGUUUUUAUGAUGUUACUGAGGAAAAAAAAUAAAUGUGAAAAUAGAAAUUUUAAGGUCGGGGAAUUUCAAACUGGAAACUGUAAAGCAUCCCGCUGUUUUUUUUUUUGUUUUUUGUUUUGUUUUUUCUCUUGUUUCUGUUUUGACCUCCCGGAGAAUCAUUAGCGAAAGGAGGAAGUAUUAAAGCAGACAUUUAAAAAGAGGAGGCAGAAAAAAAAAAGAAAUAACUGGAUCCCUGAUCAGCGCUGCGACUCUGGGCUAAUGGUUUUUAUCAGCUGAAGUGACCCACAUGAUGUAAAUAAAUGUGUUUUUAGAUUGUGAA